UACGCCUGCGCAUUAGCUAUGUGUCUCAAUGGUUUGAUCUGUGGUCUUGGUAUGCACCAGCGAGACUACAGAUGUGAAAUAUUGGGGAUCAAAAUAGGAAGCGCCCUGAGGGGACUGGUGUACCACAAGACGCUUCUACUCAGUAAGCAGACGUUACAUAGAUUUACUGCAGGACGCUUAUUCGAUCUGAUAUCCAAUGAUGUUAAAAAAAUGGAAGAAGAGACAGUCACAUUUUUUUCCUCAGCCGUUUUCACAGUCCCUGCUUAUGCAGGGGCAAUAUUCCUUAUCUACAAUUUGAUUGGUUGGCAGGCUGUUACGGGUGUGUUCCUCAUGUGUGUUCUCAUGCCAUACUUUGCCGUCUUGUCUUAUGCUAAUGCUAAGUUGCGCUCGCGCACAGCUACAGUCUCCAUGGCAUAA
Molecule: messenger RNA, 417 nt
Organism: Pocillopora damicornis (cauliflower coral)
Lineage: Eukaryota; Metazoa; Cnidaria; Anthozoa; Scleractinia; Pocilloporidae
Product: ATP-binding cassette sub-family C member 4-like
Biological process (GO): transmembrane transport
Cellular component (GO): membrane
Molecular function (GO): ATP binding; ATP hydrolysis activity; ABC-type transporter activity
Source: RefSeq, a predicted model, not a curated record